UUUAACUUCUUCCUUCAACCUAGAGACCACCAGCAUCAACUGUAUUCGGCCAUGCCCCUCUCUUCUGUGGCUCCAAAACCAGAAAAUGAGUGCCCAGAAUCAGCCACAGAUCCUCCAACUAGGAUGGAAGCCUCUACCACAGCUUAUCUUCCUUACCCCAUGCAGAAGAACUCACAGUUCUUACAACGGACUUUAUACCCCAUAACUAUAAAGUUUGAAGAAGUUGUUUACAAGGUCAACUGUGAAAGGAAAGGAAGCUGUGGAGGAACAUCAACCACUAAAGAGAAAACAAUACUCAACGGAGUAACAGGCAUGGUUAGUCCAGGAGAGCUACUGGCAAUGCUCGGCCCCUCAGGAAGUGGCAAAACCACCCUCCUCACAGCCCUCGGAGGCCGCCUUUCUGGAAGCUUGUCAGGGAAGAUCACUUACAACAGUCAGCCACUGUCAGGAUCAAUCAAACGUCGGACAGGAUUUGUUGCACAGGACGAUGUUCUAUAUCAACAUCUCAAUGUCUUUGAAACUCUUCUGUUUACUGCACUGCUGAGGCUACCCAAAAGCCUGACCAGAGAAGAGAAAGUAGAGCACGUGGAGCAUGUUAUAGCAGAGCUUGGGUUAACCAAGUGCCGGAACAGCAUGAUAGGAGGGCCACUUUUCAGAGGAAUAUCAGGUGGAGAGAAGAAGAGGGUGAGUAUAGGUCAAGAAAUGUUGAUUAACCCGAGUUUGCUGUUGUUAGAUGAGCCAACUUCAGGGCUUGAUUCGACAGCAGCUCACCGCAUCAUAAAGACACUCAAAGGGUUAGCGAGUGGAGGUCGAACUGUCAUAACCACUAUUCAUCAGCCCUCUAGCCGUCUCUACUACAUGUUCGACAAAGUAGUUUUGCUCUCUGAUGGCACUCCGAUUUACUAUGGCCUCACAUCAGUUGCCUUGGAGUAUUUCUCUUCCAUUGGGUUCUCAACAUCCAUCACAGUCAAUCCUGCUGAUCUCUUGCUUGAUCUUGCUAACGGAAUUGGACCUGAUGCCCAACAUGAUGCUGAGGACAGUGAAAACCCACAACAAGAUCCAAAAUCUGUGAGGGAAUUUCUUGCAACUUCUUAUGACAAGAACAUCUCUACAAGGCUAAAAAGCGAGCUAUGUAGUUCAGAAAUUAGCAGCUACAAUAACAAAGAGGCAUUUACAAGGAAUCGAGGGAAUUCUGAGAAAUGGUGUACAUCUUGGUGGAAUCAAUUUAAGAUCCUCCUUAUAAGGGGACUAAGGGAGCGGAGAUUUGAAGCCUUCAACAAGUUAAGAAUAUUCCAAGUCGUGAGUAUGGCAAUACUUGGAGGGCUUUUAUGGUGGCAGACUCCAGCGGCUCACAUUGAUGACCGUGUCGCUAUGCUAUUCUUUUUCUCAGUUUUUUGGGGCUUCUACCCCCUCUACAACGCUGUUUUCACCUUCCCUCAAGAAAGAAGGAUGCUGAUCAAGGAAAGGUCAUCUGGUAUGUACCGCUUCUCCGCCUACUUUCUAGCCAGAACAGUGGGAGAUCUGCCAAUGGAACUCGCCCUCCCAACAGCCUUCACACUCAUCUUCUACUGGAUGGGAGGCCUCAAACCAGACCCAUCCACCUUCAUCCUCUCCCUACUGGUAGUCCUCUUGAGUGUCCUCGUGGCACAGAGCCUUGGCCUGGCCUUCGGGGCCAUACUAAUGGACGUCAAACAAGCCGCGACUCUAGCCUCAGUAACAACCCUAGUGUUCCUAAUCGCCGGAGGCUACUAUGUGAAGCAAAUCCCCCCAUUCAUAGAAUGGCUAAAGUAUCUAAGCUUCAGCUACUACUCCUACAAGCUUCUCCUAGGCGUACACUACAACGAGAACGACUACUACGAAUGCUCAAAGGGGGUCUACUGCCGAGUUUCAGAUCAUCCUGCGAUUAAAGCAGUAGGUUUAAGCCAUUUAUGGAUGGACAUAUCCGUGAUGGUUCUGAUGCUAAUAAUUUACCGAUUACUUGCAUAUAUCGCUGUGCACAGGGUGCAUUGAAGCGUUCUCGGAUCUGCCUGAAAAGGAGCUUCGACGGUUUCAAUUUUUUCUAGUUUAACCGUGAAAAUAAUUUUGGUGUAGGCGAUGCGAAUAUAUAUAACUUGAAAUAUUAAUGUAGCCGUUCAAUUUCUGCCGAA
Molecule: messenger RNA, 2147 nt
Organism: Salvia hispanica
Lineage: Eukaryota; Viridiplantae; Streptophyta; Magnoliopsida; Lamiales; Lamiaceae
Product: ABC transporter G family member 14-like
Biological process (GO): transmembrane transport
Cellular component (GO): plasma membrane
Molecular function (GO): ABC-type transporter activity; ATP hydrolysis activity; ATP binding
Source: RefSeq, a predicted model, not a curated record